CUUCAUUUGAAUUUUGGCAUUGAAUCUAAAUCUUAUUUAAAGGAACACUUGCGUUUACUUUCAAGCAUUAAUUUUUAAAAUAAAAUUUAACGUUUUUGAAAACUGGUCUAAUAUUUACAACAUGAUUUCUUACGAGUAAAUGUUUCAGUGACGUUCCCAUUAGUUUAUCGAAAUAUUUUUGAAUUUUUGUUGACAUAAAAUUAAGCAAAAUAUUCGUUGGAUUUUGGUGAAAAUUUUAUCGUUCGGUCCAUUACAUGUUUUGUGAAAUGUUUUCGGCACAACAACAGGUUUUGAGAAAUCGUCGACGAAUGUCCGCGCUAACAACGCUACAGCAGAGAAUUGCAGCAAAUAGUGCUCAGUCUGACAGAUUACAUAUGGUUAAAAAGCAAACUCAAACCCUGCGUGAGUUCUUCGAAGAUUUACAGGUGGAGGAAAAUCGUAUAAAACGUGAAAUUCUUAAAAUCGCACAAAAAAUUAAAAAGUUAGAAAAAACCGCCGUAGAGGAUGUGGAGGAUUGUAAAACCGUUUGGAAGUGAAAUUAAUUUUUCGAAAUAAUUCUGAAACACUUAUGUAUGUACAUCAUAAUUGCAUAAUAUGAAUGUUGGAAAUAAAAUUGUAGCUUAACAAACGCUGGCUUAGGCGACCGAUGGAGCUAAGAAUAAAAUACGCCUGGGAUAAUAUAGUA
Zeugodacus cucurbitae (melon fly) is the source of this 685-nucleotide messenger RNA. RefSeq lists its product as uncharacterized. The record is from RefSeq and is a predicted model, not a curated record. NCBI's taxonomy places the organism in Eukaryota, Metazoa, Arthropoda, Insecta, Diptera, Tephritidae. The transcript is spliced from 3 exons. The coding region runs from base 255 to 536 and encodes 93 amino acids.